AUGUCGCGAAAGCGAGCAGUUUUGUCGCUCGGCGAAAAGCUGCGCAUCAUAGAAGAAGCCGAAAGGCGGCAUGGAGCCACAAAAGCAAGCAUCGCCCGGGAGCUAAAGAUAGCGGAAUCUUCGCUCAAAACUAUCUUGGCGAACAAGGCUUCGAUUCUUGAGAACGCAAGCAAGUUCGGUCUCAAGCGGAAGAUGGCCAAAGAAGGCGCGCACGAGAAGUUGGAAAAGGUGCUGGUAAAGUGGUUGCUUCAGGCGCGGAGCUCCGCCAUCAAUAUUGACGGCGCCAUCCUCAAGGAGAAGGCCGACCUCGUGGCGUUGCGCCUUGGCAUUGACGGUUUCAAGGCGUCGAACGGAUGGUUAGAUCGUUUCAAAAAGCGAAAUAACAUCGUCUACAGCCGCUCCUGUGGAGAAAGUUCGACAGUAGACGUUUCCACAGUGCAGGAGUGGAAAGAAACACUGCCGGACUUGAUCGCGGCAUACAAGCCUUGUGACGUUUUCAACGCGGACGAGAGUGGUAUUUUUUAUAACAUGCAACCUGAGCAGACUCUCACCUUCAAGGGUGACAGCUGCCACGGAGGGAAGCGCAGUAAGGAGCGCUUGACGGCUCUGUUUUGUGCCAACGAAGACGGGUCCGAGAAGCUGCCGGUGCGCGUUAUAGGCAAAUUUGGCAAGCCACGGUGCUUUAAGAAUAUUCGGACGCUGCCGUGCAGCUACGAUUUCAACAAAAAGGCGUGGAUGACGUCCUCUAUUUUCACCAACUUUCUGCAGCGGCUGGACAACAAAAUGGGUGCGAAGGCGCGAAAAAUUCUUCUUUUUAUGGAUAACGCACCAUGCCACCCACCUGACACGACCAGCCUGCGGAAUGUCAAGGUGGUGUUUCUACCGCCAAACUGCACAAGCUGUCUGCAGCCACUGGAUGCCGGAAUCAUCAAGUGCGUGAAGCAGGGCUACAGAAAGCGGCUUGUGCAGCGUCGGCUGGCGGCAAUGGAACGCAGCGAGGAGGAAAAGAUCUCCGUGCUCGACGCUAUGCACAUGAUCGCCAGUUCGUGGAGCGCAGUGUCGCAGAGCACAAUUGCGAACUCGUUUAGGCAUUGUGGCUUUGUGCGAGAGACUGCCUCCACUGCUGACGCCUCCACCGCUGGCGACUCCACAUCCUUGAUGGAGGAGAAUGCAAGCACCGUCGACGACGACGACUUCGAGCGCCUGCACCCAUCUACAACCUUCGCCGAGUUCGUGGAGGCCGACGACGACGUUGCCGUCUGCAGCGAACUGUCGCUGGACGAUGCAAUCGCGGAGGCAUUGCCCGAUGCCGACACUGCGACAUCCGACGAGGACGACGCCGCCGCUGCCGACGCCGCAGAUGUUGCCGUCCCUACGUCAUUUGCCGAUAUGCUACGGCACAUAGAUGGCAUAAGGAGCUACGUUUGUACACGCAAAGCCACGGAGGACGUUCUUUCGGACGUUGCCAAACUUGAGGGGAAGCUUUUGCGGUUGGGCUCCAAGAAAGUGCAAAAGAAGCUCACGGAUUUUUUUUAA
Molecule: messenger RNA, 1536 nt
Organism: Dermacentor silvarum
Lineage: Eukaryota; Metazoa; Arthropoda; Arachnida; Ixodida; Ixodidae
Product: tigger transposable element-derived protein 4
Exons: 1
Coding region: 1-1536 (511 amino acids)
Cellular component (GO): nucleus
Molecular function (GO): DNA binding
Source: RefSeq, a predicted model, not a curated record